AUGAAUAGCGCGGCGGUCAUCGGGCGCCAGCUUCGCCAACAGAACACGGGCCGGGCCGUGCUCGCCGCCGCCGGAGGAGGCGCCGGGGGCCUCUCUGCCGCCUCCGCCGCCGCCCGGGCCCGGGCCCCGUCCCACUGCAACCUGAUCCCGACGCAGCCGCAGCAGCAACACCAACAGGGCCCGCACCAACAGCAGGGCCAAGCCCAAUCCAACACGGCGGACGCCAAGGAAGAGACCGGCAGCCGCUGGACGCUGCGCUGCGUCUGGGAAGCGUGCAAGGCUCUCUCGGGGGGCAUCUUACUCAUGGUCGUGGGCACCGCCAUGUGCGUGGUGGGAUUCUACGCCGAGCACCUGGCCACGUCCCAAGAGCAGCGCCACAACGCCACCGUGGUUGUGGUGGACCGCACCCGCGAGGCCCACCUGCACAACAUGUCGUUCGCCGGACCGGCGAUCAUGGGCCUCGGUGGCAUCUUCAUCGUGGCCGCGUGCGUGCUCACGUUCGAGGCCAAGGACCGGCCCCACCACCGGGUCGUGCCCGUCGACGAGAGGAAGCCCUCCGCCGCAGAGGUACUCAUUCCGGUGCUGGCCAAGACGCCCCACCAAACCAACGGCCACCACCUCACCGUGCCGGGCCUCGCGCCCGCGUCUUCCUCCGUCUGGACCACACACCUCGGCAACGGCGAGCCGGGGCCCUCGGAGCCCCCGAGGUCCCUCGUCCUGCCCUGCUCCACGGGCACCAGGACGUCCCUUUCUUCGACCACCACGUUCCUGCUCAGCCCGCGCUACGAGGAACACUUCUUGCCGUCCCCCGCGGACCUCCAGAUCCAGGACCCCGACGGCUGUGACACGCCGGACUCGCUAGUGUCCGUACGACUCGAACUCUACGCUCGAUACCCGAGGACGCCCAACCUGUUCGCGUCCGUCGAGAGCGACGGCCUGUCCGAUGACUCGGACGAGGACGAGAUAAUGGCCGCGACGCCCAGCUACGUCACCGGUGGACUCGACGAAGACCAGGUGGUCCCCUUGCUCGGACGUUGUAGUCCACAGGACCUCGUACGCCUUCCCCCAAGGAGAGACGGCCCCAAGAGGUUCCCGCUCUUGAGGCAGUCGGCAGCCGCCGACGGGUGCAGUAGGGGACUUAACGGGAGGGCUUCUGACGAGGUCCCCAGCUAGGAUUGACACGGACCCACUUGGUCUUUCGCUCUCUGGCCCCUUCUGGGGAGAAGUGUGCCGUGGCUCGCCCUGGAGCCUGUCUCGGACGGCAGGCGGCGGCCAAGCCACCCUUCUCCGGUCCACGCUGGGAUUGCCGCGCCCGUCUCACGUG
Molecule: messenger RNA, 1324 nt
Organism: Ixodes scapularis (black-legged tick)
Lineage: Eukaryota; Metazoa; Arthropoda; Arachnida; Ixodida; Ixodidae
Exons: 1
Coding region: 1-1173 (390 amino acids)
Source: RefSeq, a predicted model, not a curated record